This is a messenger RNA of Effrenium voratum, 756 nucleotides long. The record is from the annotation of a GenBank genome assembly. Lineage: Eukaryota; Dinophyceae; Suessiales; Symbiodiniaceae.
AUGGUUGUUUCGGCGCGCGCGGACGCGGAAGACGCCAUGCGGCGCCGGUGUCUGCGCCUGGCGGUGGUCGCUCCGCCGCCGCCUUCGCCGCCUCCGGUGAAGGCGAUACCGACGAACUAUGUCAGCAGCGCCUUUCACAAGGAGCUCGCGGGUCUCUCUGCCAAGCAGCAGCCGGCGCUGGUCUUCGCCGCCCUGCGGCGCUUCGAGGGAAGCUUCCAGGUCAAGGUGGAGGACCUGGAUGCUGGGCUUCACGCUCUGGCGCGCUGCAACCGCGACUCCUGGACCUCCGCCGCGAACUGCGGCGGCGGCGGCGGCCUCGGCGGCAACGAGGCGCUCGGCGACGCGGAGCUGCAGCGACUGCUGGGGCUGUUGGAGCAGAAGCUGCCCAGCUUGGGCCACGAAACCCGGUACCUCGCCACCACCUCCUGGGCUCUGGCGAGCCUUUCCCAGUGGCAGCCCCAACUCAGCCCAAAGGCUUUGCAGCGGAUGAACGCCAUCUUCGCCCAAUGCGAGGACUUGGCGAGCAGCCGACUGGCGAGCUUCCAGCCAAACAACCUGUCCAUGCUUGCUUGGGCCUUCGCCCGUGCCGGCGUGGGGACCAAAGACCUCUUCCAACGCAUCGGCGAUGAGAGCCUCAAGCGACUGGACCAGCUGCAGGCGCGGGAGAUCUCGAACCUCACCUGGUCCUUCGCAAAGACCAAGCUGUCUCAUCAGCUUCUGGCGAGUGCGAACUCGGGUACUUGCUCGGGAUUGUGA